Molecule: messenger RNA, 2836 nt
Organism: Lampris incognitus (smalleye Pacific opah)
Lineage: Eukaryota; Metazoa; Chordata; Actinopteri; Lampriformes; Lampridae
Gene: mon1bb
Product: MON1 secretory trafficking family member Bb
Exons: 6
Coding region: 305-2161 (618 amino acids)
Biological process (GO): vesicle-mediated transport; protein targeting to vacuole
Source: RefSeq, a predicted model, not a curated record
UGGAAGACACAGAGUAACAGUAAUGCAAAGAUGGGGAACAAACUUCCAUACUGGGGUUCAGCGUUUCUAAUACAAUAACGAACAAGAAUGUUAGCAUUUCGCAGCAGCCAUUUACACUAAUAACCUUAACCAAUUGCAAAACCCUAAUUACGCAAACGUGUCAGCAUCAACUCGUCGACGAUACAACUGGAAUUCAAUGAGACGUUAAAACAACAGCUGCAAUAAUCAGUUUGGUGUUCCGUGCUGAGAGAACGUUCACGUUAACUGGACCUACAGUGAGUUGAACCGUAACUGGGAUGGUAACAUGGAGAGAGACAAUCAACAAACAGGAGAGGCAGAGGGAGUGAAGAUUUGUGAUCCACCCUCCGAGAACUCCAUCCCAACUGCUGACAGCUUGGCGACAUCUCUCUCCCUGUUGGGAAAUCACAUGUUUCCUGAUCACCCUGGGCCAGUGGAGGGAGAUGACCAAGUCCGUGUGACUACCGAAGACUCAGCAGAGUCACUGCUCACAGAUGUUACAGCCGAGGAGCAGAGUCUGGAUCCAGAACCGGAGUCAAGCCAGGUUACAGAGCCAAAGACAGAGGAGUUGGUAAACUCAGAAUGCCAGAACAGCAUGUAUACCCAGUCAGCUGAUCAGGUCCCCGAGAAGGCUGCCAUUAACCAUGGCCAGGAUGACUCUGGGGAAUUUGUUGUUACAAUGCUCGCCAGAGGCAAGCUUGAAGAGCAAGGUGUAGGUGUGAAGGGGAGGUCGUCUCCGUUGUCAGAGACUGGCACCCCAGAAGUGCCAGCGUUUCUAUCCCACCGUGAUGAGGAUGUGACAGCUGAGAGCUGGCGGCAGCACAGGAAGCACAUUUUUGUGCUAAGUGAAGCAGGCAAACCCAUCUACUCCCGCUAUGGAAGUGAAGAGGCCCUCUCUUCAACCAUGGGAGUCAUGAUGGCACUGGUAUCUUUUGUCCAAAGUGGCGAUAACAUCAUUCGUUCAGUCUAUUCAGAGGAACACACAGUGGUGUUCUUGCAGAAGGGUCCUCUGGUACUGGUCUGUGUGUCUAGCAGCCGUCAGUCUGAGCAGCAGUUGCGUGGAGAGCUCCUCUACGUCUACUAUCAGAUCAUCAGCAUGCUCACCCAGGCCAGCAUCACCCGCAUCUUUGAACACAAGAAAAACUAUGAUCUGAGAAGGCUGCUGGCAGGCUCUGAGAAGAUCCUGGAUGGACUUCUCAACUUGGUGGACUCUGACCCCAGCUUUCUGCUGGCAGCAGUGCACUGUCUACCCCUGGUUUCUUCUCUCAGGGACUCCCUCAGCCAGAUCCUGCAGAAGGCCAUCACCCCCAACCUGGUCUUCUCCAUCCUCAUUGCUAAGAACCAGCUUCUUACCAUCGUCCAGGAGAAGACUGUCAUUGAAGAUGCUAGGCUGGAGCCUGCUGAUGUUCACCUCCUACUCAACCUCAUAGGAGCCUCCUCUGCCUUUCAGGCUGGGGAGAUCUGGACUCCCAUCUGCCUCCCUCUCUUUAACCCUGACUGUUACUUUUAUGCUUAUAUUUCUUACCUGGACCCUCCAGAAUGCACUGUGUGCUUGCUGUUGCUCUCCACGGAUAAAGAGGCCUUCUAUGCUGUGGCUGAGUGCAAGAGGAGGAUAGAGGAGGCCAUGGUGAUUCAGAACUCCCUGAGCCUCAUAGCUAAGGCCCAGUCAUACAGUGUGAGCCAGGUGGGCGUCUCUGACCUCAGACAUUUCAUGUACAAGCCCUUUGAUGUACCAGAUAACCACCGCCAGCUCACCCAGUUCACCAGCCCAGAGAUGGAGGCCCCGUACGCUAGUGAGGAGGAGAAAAUGAGACUGCUGGACCUGUACCGUUACAUGCACAGCCGCAUUCACAGCUCCUCCCGGCCCCUGAAGCUCAUCUACCAUGUUGCUGAGAGGGAAACACUUUUAGCCUGGAUCACAAGUAAAUUCGAGCUUUACACCUGCUUUAGUCCCCUGGUGACCAAGGCUUGCGCCAUCACUGCGAUUACUAAACUUCUGCGGUGGAUUAAAAAGGAGGAAGACCGUCUAUUCAUUCGGUACCCCCCAAAGUAUUCAACCACCCCAAACCCCAGCAAGAGCUCUCGUGGAGCAAAGUCCGACCACCACGACUCCACAGAUAAUGGCUUCUUGUCUCCACUAUAGGGCCCACGUAGUGCUGCUUGCUCUGACGCUACACUGCUCCUUGAACAGUGAAGUUUGCACAUUGACUGCAAGAUUUAUUGAGACCCUAACUCCUUAGGAUCUGUAGGACUCAAUGGACUUGGACUACUGGACUCAAACACUAAGUUUUACACUAUUUAAGGAAUGGUCUCUUUGGAACAAGUGUUAUUUCUUUUCCUUAACAAGGAAGCAUGUCACUGCUUUCAGUAAGAUAGUCAGGGAAAAACAGCAAAAUGAAAUAUAAAACAGGACAUUUUAAAUUCAAAUGUUAGAAUAUCAUUGCAAUGAUAUUUAAAUGUUUUUAUAUUGUUUUAUUACGGCAACAAUAUGGUAUAACUAUCGCAAUCAGAUUGAAUAAUUUGAGAAAAAAGUUAUAUUUCUCUGUCUGGAGCUUAUUUUCUUUCGAUCAUAUUGAAAAACACUCAUAGAUCUCAAAGCAUCAGAAUAGGGUAUUGCAGAAAUGCAAGUUGAUGUGUUUUGGGCCUCCUGGAACUGGAACAGUAAGAACUUGAAUACAAUGUAUUGUUUGGUAGUCCAGAUUUCUACUCCAUUAAAACUGGUCAAUCUCUAUCAAUGUUACAUUUUGUGCAAAGAAAAGAAAAGAAUUGUAAAUAGUGACUUUCAAAAUGCAAAAUGAUAAAUGUGGGAAAAAAAAUU